Mytilus californianus (California mussel) is the source of this 17941-nucleotide messenger RNA. Its product is annotated as polycystin-1-like. Gene Ontology annotation, molecular function: calcium ion binding; protein binding. The transcript is spliced from 46 exons. Gene Ontology annotation, cellular component: membrane. Bases 251 to 14782 code for a protein of 4843 amino acids. The record is from RefSeq and is a predicted model, not a curated record. Lineage: Eukaryota; Metazoa; Mollusca; Bivalvia; Mytilida; Mytilidae.
GGCAUUUAAACUGCAACAAAGAACUUAUAUCACGUGAUUUUAACGGUAUUGACAAACGUAAUGGUGGUCGAAGAAGACAUGAAAACGACAUUUUUAACCUAAGAUAUAAUAUUUCGACAAAUUUUACCUAAAACCGGUUUCCACAGUGCCAAAAAAAUAGAGACCAUCAUAUAAGCUAUCCCCAUUAUGGUCAUAUACAUGCGUAUCCAUAGAGGGGGACUACAAUACCAAAAAGUUUCGCUACCGUAGCAUGCUGGAUUUUCUAUGCAAAGAACAUAAAGGCCGAUAUGGUAUCCCCAGAAUUCCAAUGCGAGGAAGUGUUAUGUUGUAUGGAUUAUUCGUGUUACUCCUGUGUACGACGCAGGUAUGGGGAGGGUGUACAAGCCCCUGUCCCACUGGAUGUACUUGCAUUCAAGUUAGUAGUAAAUCAUGCACAAUUAACUGUUCAAAAGCUGGACUUUCUGGGGUGCCAGGGCAAGCGGAUUUACCAGGCAGUGGAAAUCACAUAAAAGUAUUUGAUCUGAGUGAUAAUAAUAUAACUUCUAUUGGUGCCAAUGAUUUAUCAUUUUUGACGAACCUGGAGGAAUUAUACCUACAGGGGAAUAAUAUAAACAGUAUUCAUUCAAAUGCUUUUCAUGAUACUAGUGAUUUGAUAACUAUAAACUUGUCAGAUAAUCCUAUUGCAACCCUUGAAGAUGAUUUGUUUAAAAAGACCAAGAAAUUCGAAACAGUAAACCUUAGCCAUACACAGUUAUCAACACUUCCAGAUGAUCUUUUUCAAGAUGUUAAAUGCUUGAAAAAUUUGGAUUUAAGCUGGAACAAUUUUAGUAUUGUUAUAGAUGUAUUCAAAACUUUAAGAUGUUUAGAAGUAGUUAAGCUCAGAGGAAAUGCUUUUGCAACUGUUGGAUCUAUUCAAUUAGAUUUUAAUGAGUUGAAAAAUUUGGUUGAGUUAGAUAUUAGCCAUAACAAGUUUACCACGUUCCAAACCAAUGUAUUAAGUUCACUGUCAAGUUUACAAAAAUUAAAUAUAGCAAACAAUCCAUUUGACUGCACCUGUGAUUUAUUGUCUUUCCGUAAUGAACUAGUCACGCUUGAAACAUCAAGAAAUGUGGAGUUUGAAGAUAGAAAUGAUGUCAACUGUUCCAAUGCUCCUUCAGUCAACCUCCUGGAUCAGGCAUCAGAAAGGUUUUGGUCUUGCCAACAUUCCAUCCAGCGCAGAGCUCUUGCCAGCUAUAUAUCUCAAGGUCCUGGGCGACUUGGUUCCUGUUACUUUGAUGCAGAGGACAAGGUCAAGUAUGAUGUUUUAUUUACAAACACAGAAACUGCAACAGACAAUCAAACUUGUAUUGAGAAGUGUUUUGACAACAAUUCAACAUUUGGUAUUUUUGAAGACAGUUUAUGUAUGUGUGGAUACAAACACAUAGAUUCCAGUAAUGAAUGCUGGUGUGCAUCAAAGGCUUAUGUUGAUGGGAGUAACAUGGCUUGUGUUGACUCAACAUCAACUAAUAUUGUCUAUGUCAGUACUGUGUAUCCUAUUUCUGCAGGACUAACAAUUGUCCCUUUUGAUCGAGUAACGGCAGGACAAAGUCAGACAUUUACAGCUGAAGUUCAGUUAUCGACCAUAGUUCAAUAUAUAUGGUCAUUUGGCGACUCUAGUGAGAGUACAUCAGGAACGUCAUCCAGCAUGACAUAUACCAAUAGCCACACAUAUGCAACAGCUGGGACAUACACCAUGACAGUUAUGGCAUGUACCACCAAUUCAGCAUGUGCCUCCCUAUCUGUGUUAGUAGAGGUACGGCCAUUAUUUUCAUCAGACAGUAUAGAUAUCACAUGUCCGUCAUCGUCGCCAUCACUGUCAUCAACAAUAACAGUGACAGGAACCAUCAGUGCUGGAUACAAUACAGAAUACAAGUGGACUAAACUACCUACUGAUAAUGUCACAGCUAUUACAGAAGGCCAGUGUGAGGCAACAUGGGACUUCUUUAGAGGUCGGUGCCUUCAAGCUCUACUAUCUUCUUACACCUACAGUGGAGCCACAUCAACUUGUAAUGGUGGCCAUUUACUGACUAUACACUAUACACAGGAGAUAACUGAUGUCCUCAGCCAAUAUUCAUCUUUUUCGACAAUACUACUUGGUGCAACUAAAGAUGGUAAUGGAUACAAAUGGACCAAUGGGAAUAAAGCUUACUUCAUGGCAGCUGAUGUUACAGACUCAUCUGUUGGUGGAUGUGUUGUGAUUGACAGGACCAGUGGAGCAUUGAAAGGCAUUGAUUGUUCUUCUUCUCACAGUAUUCUUUGUCAAGAAGUUCCAAAUACAGAAUGUUUUGAUGGUGGACAUUAUUACUCGGAUAACAAUCACUGUUACAAGUUAUAUGAGACCAAUGUUAAUUGGUCUGUGGCGGCCAGUAACUGUCAAUUAUUGACCAAUCAGUCACAGUUAGCUGUUAUAGACUCUCUUUCUCUGAAGACUUUUAUCAUAACCUAUGUGUUUGGAAGUGUGACUCAGUCAGCUUGGAUUGGUCUUACAGACAAGGUGUCAGAAUCUUACCUGAUGUGGACAAACAACCAAUCAGUAGUGAACUACAAUCCUGUUGGCACUGCCCCAGAAACAGACUGCAUAACAGUAGACAAAACUGGUUCCUGGUCUCACUACAGUUGUCAAGAAUCUAAAUACUAUAUUUGCCAAUAUUCUUUAAGAGAAACUGUAAAGAUACCAACAUACCUAGCAGGGAUUGGUCGUUUGGUAUCAACUGGGUCAACAUAUAGCUUGACUUCAAUAGCUUCCACCAGCUUGCCAGCCAAUACUGUAUCCAUAACAAACACGUUUCCAGUAAAUGCAUUUGUUGGAUUAUGGUUUUCCCAUGGAGGAGAAAUACAGCAGUGGAAUUUCAGAACCAAUGCCUUGACAAAAGAUACUGUUAUCUCCUUCCAAGUCUACACACCAAUAUGUUCCUCAGGAACACUUAUAAAACCAGGUUGUGAUGGGAAUGGUGCCAGAUAUGCUUCCUGCUCCACUACUGUAACCACCUGUAGUGCUACACCUUAUUGUAAUGAAGGAAAAGAAAGCUGUUAUCACACCAAUGACUGUAUCCCAGUCUCUGACCCCUGUAAUUGUAACCAGUUAGACACCACAACAUAUCCAUAUUGUAGUACACCGUUUGUUGGAGAUCAACCAAAGUAUCGACUUGUUGGACAGACUGUAGUUAAUCUCCCCAGUGGUCCAGCUGGUUAUUUUUCAGUAAAUGCUGAUGGAUUGAAGGUUAGCGAGGGAGACAUCAUUGCAUUCCAGACAAACAACAGCGUUGAUGUUAUAUUAUGUGAUAAUACUGAUUUAACUCUGCUUCAGAAUAUACUGCAAAAAAUCCAAGGUGCAUGGGUGUCUGUUGGUGAUGAAGUAGACAUGUCAUCAUCUGCCUCUCCAUGGCGUAACAAUACAGCAUGUUACUUCCAGGCAGUUUAUACUAUUCCAGAGACUGUUACAUUGCCUCCAUCUUUACAGUAUUCUACCGUAGCUGGGUCAUACACUUAUGAGUUAAGUCUUCCAAAUGAUAACAUUGCAAAAUCCUGUACAUUCACUGUAGAAGAAGAAGUUGGAGAUUUUGACUGGAUAUAUCCAAUCGUCCAAUCAACAAGUGGAGGAACCAGUACAUUUUAUGUUGAAGCUGAUGUUCAAACAUACUUAGUAUUUGCAGCUAAGAGAGGUACAAAUCUACAGGUUUCAUGGUCAGUUGACGGGAAUGAUUACACAUCUACCUUUCAGUCUUCAUGUCCCAGCAGUGUUACAUCAGAAGUUGGAACUGCAUGUGAUAGUAGUAAUUACUGGAUAUCUGAACCAUUUGCCUAUGUACAAUAUACAUUUUCUUAUAACAGUGGAACUUCUGUACCAGUCAUUAUCACAGUAAACAAUACUGUUGGAUCAUCUACACAGACAUUUGCUAGCCAGGCCUUUCAGCCUCUUUCUCUCGAUUUUAACCUGACAGAUUUCAGCAAUGGAUACCUUGUUGAAAUCAAUAAGGCCAUCGAUUUUACAACUUCUGUUGGCAGUGGAAAUCCAACAAACUUUGAGUAUUUUGUAAAUGGAACUAAAGUGCAUACUUCAACAUCUUCUGGAACAUUCACAUAUACAUUCACUGCUAAAAAUUACUAUGAAGUAUCUGUGGAAAUAUCAGAUGGUUUCAAAACAGCUAACAAGUCCAUUAGUGUAACAAGUAAAUAUGCAGCAAAUGUCCAAAGUCUAACCUUAGUUGGAGUACCUACUACAGCAGCAGUAAGCACUGCAGUUCAGUUUCAAAUUACUUGCACUGUAAAUGCUCAAGCUUAUGUUACAGUUCAGUGGGAAUUCGAAAGUGGUACAGUUUCAGAGUCAUUGGAAACUACAACAACUUCACUUACUCUUAGCAAAUCCCAUACACAUACAAUAAAUGGAACAUAUACAUUCAGGUUAACAAUCACUGACGACUUUGGUAUUGUAGCAACUCAAACUCAGACAAUCCGUGUUGUAGAACACCUUCCAUCUGUUUCUUUAUCAGCUAGUUCCACAUCGAUUAGGACUGGAUCAAGCAUUGAUUUUAUUGCAACAGUUCCUGAAAUAGCUUCCAAAGAUUAUGGAACAUUGUCAUAUACCUUUGAUUUUAACGAUACAACUACUGAAGUUAGUUCCUCAAAAGAAAAAAUUCACACUUUUGGUACAGCUGGAACCUAUUACGUUACAGUUCAAGUUUCAAAUCAAGCUGAAAUUGUGCAAGAUACAGUUAUUGUUGGUGUAUUUGAUACAAUAACAGGUUUAACAAUUACCGCAGACAGAAUAGUCCAAGUGUCCACCACAACUUCUAUAACUGCAUCUGUUACAACAGGAAAUGCAUUAACAUAUAGCUUUGAAAUAUCUGACAAUGCUUUGUCAUCUGGAAAUAUAACUGACAAUGUUUACAAUCCAUCGUUGUCUAAGACUGGUCACUUCAAUAUAACCUUGACGGCUUGGAAUGAUCUGAGUAGUGCAACAGUAACCAAGGAACUGUAUGUUGUGGAUACGACAACUUUAGAAAUUAUUGGAUUCGAACACAAUGCCUAUCAAGCUACAAAUACUCUGCUUGCUGUUACAGUGGAUGUACUGUAUUAUGAUAUCAGUGAUUUAAUCAUAACAUGGACAUUUGAUGGUAACCUUGUCAAGGGCAUUGGAGGUCUUUCAACAUCCUAUACAUUUACAACAUCAGGAAUCUUCAACUUUACCGUGGUUUUGCAGUCAAGUUCAAAUACAGCUGUAGUGGUCAGUGGUUAUUCUACUGUGGAAAUACAGGACUCUGUGGCAGGACUAAUAGUUUCCAAUGAUGGUCCGGUGGGACUGGCUUCGACUGGUUCUGCUGUUGUCACAGUAACAGCAUCAACAACAGGUGGUGAUAAAUUACAAUACACAUGGGAUACGGGAGGAACAGUACAAACAACUACGAGUAACUUUAUUACGUUAACUAAAUCAACGGAAGUUUCCGAAACUGUUGUUGUGAUGGUUUGGAAUGAUGUUAGUUCACAAAAUGGGACAACGACAUAUAAAGUUCAGUAUGCUGUUGAAGGGUUGAAAAUUACAUGUCUUAAUUGUACGGAGAGCAGUGGUGUCACUUAUCUACAAUCAACAAAAACAGCAUCAUUUGUUGCCUCCUUGACAUCGGGUUCUAACGUAACAUAUAACUGGUCGUUUGGUGACGGAGGUACAGGAACAGGAAUAUCUCAGACUCAUUCAUAUAUCUCAGGAGGAACAUUUACCAUCACAGUGUCAGGUGUCAAUGAUGUUGGGACUGUUAUAGCAACAUUCAAUAUUACUGUUCAGGAGGAGAUAAGCAGUGUUUCAAUUAACUGUACAAAUAAUAUCAAAUUUGUCAACUCCACAUUUACGUUACAAGCCAACCCUGUUGGUGGAAGUGAUAUCACUUAUGCAUGGCAGGAUUGUGGAACAUGUCUUCAGAACUAUCAGGCCUCAGAUGUAUACAUUACAGGCAUUUACUAUCAGUCUGGAACUUACAUAGUAUCAGUCAAGGCAUUCAAUCAAAUAAACUUUGCUGUUCAUUCAAAAUUUAUCACAGUGAUAGAUUAUAUAACUAAUGUUACUGUGACUUCUGACUUGAUUCAAGGUCAGUAUGCUGCAAAAGGUCAGGCUUAUACAUUUGCUGCUGUAGCAAAUACUGAUAACUCUCAUAUGUAUUAUACCUGGAAGGUCAAGACAGGGUCAACAACUAUGUACACCUCAACUGUACACACAUCCAAAAAUUUAACCUACACAUUCACUAAUUCUCUACAGUAUGAGGUUGAAAUCAGAGUUUGGAAUACUCUAUUUAGUGAAUACACUGCUACUGUUGAUGUUAUGGUAGAAGAAGAAAUAACUGGUGCUUACAUCACAUUAGAUAAGACAUCACCCAUAGCAACAGGGGAAGUUUUAACAGUCGCUGCUGUGACAUCAACUGGAACAGAACUUUCAUAUAAAUGGAUUCUACAGAAUUCAACAGGACAGUAUACACUGAAUGAAACAGCGAAGUCUUUUACCUAUACUUUCAGUGGUAAAGGAGACUAUGUGCUUAUCUUAGAAGUGAGUAAUGAUUUAGGCAUGGAGACUGUAAAUAAAUCCAUCAGUGUUAUGGAAGCUGUUACCGGUGUAAACAUCAGCUCAGUUGUCAAUGAAUCUUAUCCAUAUAUUGCUGUAGGCUCAUAUAUCACAUUUUCAGCAGUUAUUGGCACAGGAGAAAGUUACACAACAACAUGGACAUUGGCUGACGGUGUUUCUUCAGCACUAACAUUCAGUGGAGUCAAUUUUACACACAAUUUUACCACAUCUGGUACGUUUACAAUUACAGUCACGGUACAGAAUCUUGUUAGCACUGAUACUUAUUCCUUCAUAGUUUAUGUUCAAGGUUCUAUUGCAUCCCUGACCUUGGUGACAAACACAAGUUUGGCUGAGACUGGACAGUCUGUACAAUUUACUGCUAAUUACAACACAGGUGCAGACAAUUUGGUGUUUGAAUGGACAAUAGAAGGAACAUUGAUUAAUGGAACGUCUGAUACCUUGUCACAUAUAUUUAACACCGCUGGAACAUUUACAGCUCAUAUAAAAGUAUACAAUCAUAUUAGCCAGAUGACAGCUGUAGUUAAUGUGGUUGUGGAAGUACGUAUUUCUGGUUUCAGUAUAACAGGUUGCAAUGCAGUUCAGGAAAUCAACAAUGCUGUAUCAGCAAGUUUCAACGUAUCUCAGGGAACAGAUGUAACGUAUAGUUACAGACUGGACACGGAAUCUUCAUCCUCCAUUACAGGCUCUGGAUCUUCAAUAUCAUACACAUUUACAACGACAGGACUGUAUAAUUUGUAUGUGAAUGCUACCAAUCAGGUCAGUCAGGAAUCACUGCAGUGCUUGUUCACAAUUAUAGGACCUAUAUCAGGUCUGGCUGUCGAUACUUCUAACUCCAAUUUUUUUGUGAACUAUACAGUACAUUUGCAGGUCACAGGAAAUAACCUUAUUGGAGUAACUUAUAAUUGGAGGUUUUCACCAAUAAAUGAAAAUAUCACUACAUCGGACAGCUUACUACAGAAGAUUUUCACAACAUCUGCAACAUACCAGUAUGAAUUAGAAGUCUCAAAUGGAAUAAGUUCUGCUACAAUAACAGGAUCAUUUUUCAUAGUGCCUUUACAUUGUGAUACAAUGACUGUGGCAAAGGGAGGUCAGUCAGAAAAAAUAAGAAAGAAAUCAUCAACAUCUACUUUCGAAGUGACAGUUGACAAAAAGGGGUGUACAUCUUACACUCUAAAGUAUGAUUGGAAGGUUUACAAUUCUUCGACAGGUUGUGCUGGAACACUCAAUAAUCAAGUCACUUUAAACUCGGCCACAGUUACAAAUACUCCCAAACUAAUGCUAGACAGCAGCCAUGAUAUAGGUUCAUACUGUGUACAGCUGACCACUUGGUACGAUGACACGCCACUAAUUCAAACAAUUGGAUACAACUUGACUGUCAUGGAUUCUGACCUUAUAGCCAUUAUUGCUGGUGGUAGUAAACUGAAGUAUCCACAGUCUGAUCCCAUUACGGUUGAUGGAAGUGGAUCAUUUGAUCCUGACAGUAGUUCCACAGUCCUACAGUACAGCUGGGCAUGUUCAGUCACUUAUCCACUGGAUGCAGGACUUUUUACAACAUUACCAACAGGUUACACUGAUGCUUGUGCUACCGUAGGGACAAGUUCAAGUAGUACUGUUACCAUGACAACUGCUAACCUACUCUCAGGAGAGACGUACACAAUAACAUUGACUGUGUCUGCCAGUGGAAGAACUUCAGGAAACUUUACACAAGAGAUUGAGAUAUCCUCUAGUGAUGUACCUGUACCAAUCCUUAACUGUAUUACAUGUCAGUCCACCAGUAGUUACCUUGUUAAUGAAGGGGAACACUUGGCUUUCACUGGAACCUGUCUAAACUGUGAUUCAACUGAUACAAAAUACUAUGAAUGGUCUGUUUAUACCCUCGAUUCAAGUUCAAAUAGAGUUCAGCUGUCACUGACUUCAGCCAUGUCAACAACUGGUAUAAAUAGUGAAAAUUUUGUCAUAACUGCCGGAAAUCUACCAGCCACUAAUUCCUACUACAUUUUCAAGCUUGAAAUCAGUAAAACUAAUACAGUGGUGACCUUGCAAGGUGAAACUGAACUAAUACUGAAAGCUAACAGCAAAGCAACAGGGGGCACUUGUUCUCUUCUGACCAGCACAGCUAUUGAUCCAUUAAUUGAUCAAGUUGAAAUCUCGUGCACAGGGUACAGUGAUCCAGAUAAUGCUAAUGGGGAACUCAAUUACAAGGUUGUAUCUCACAGUAAAGAUUCUGCAUCUGCUGAUGAAUCUGUUGUUAUAUACUACGGAACACUGACUUCACCAGCAUUUUACUUGGCACCAUGGCCAGGAACAACACGUUCAGCUGUCAACAUCAAAGUAUAUGUAGUUGAUGAAGAUGGAACAGACACUCUAUCUCUGGACACAGAUGUAUCAGUGAGUAGUACUGUAACCCAUGGUAACCAGCUAUCAUUUGUACAGAUCCACACAACUACGACCUUAAUUAACCUUGUCAAUGACAACAAUCCAACUGCACUGCUUCAGUAUGGUAUAGCACUUAUCCACGAAAUGAAUGAAAUCUCACGACAAGAAUAUGCCUCUCCCUCCUAUAGCCAUGUAGAUGAUAGGAACACAGUAAGGAAUAGGAUAACACUAUCAAUCCUCGGUCUGCCAUUAGAAACUAUCUACCAACAGCAGCAAAUGGCAUUCAUACUCAAUCACCUAACUAAAUAUCCUAGAGAAUUUCAAACUAGUAUAUGUCAAACAUUGGUUUUGAAUGAAGUUGAUAUCUUAAAGAACGAUAUGGAAUCCCAAGCUGUCCAGGGUGCAGACAAGAGUGAGUUCACCUCAGGUCUUCUUCUAGAGGCUGUAUCUAACAACAUGGAUGCCGUCAAUGCAGCAGUAUACAGCUCGGUCAAUAUAUCUAACGUCACUUCUCUAGAGAGUAAUGCAGUGUCAGAUUACAAGCCUGUUAUUAGUUCAUUGGAUUUAACAACAACAACAGCAUCUACUGAGGAUCACAAACAGAGUAUCAUUACAAGGGCAUUUACAUUUGGUGACGAUAUUGUCAUAUUGAAUUUGAAAACACAACUACCUGCUGAAGACCCUAUAGUUAUAACAUUAGAUAGUAUAAAAGUAUUUGGAAAAAGAACUUGGUCAGAUGACAUAGAACAAAUGUAUACAUCAGAAGGUUGUGUUGCAGUCCUGAACUCAGAAAUGUUAGGUUCUUUAUACCCUACAAAAAGUGAAGUCUUCCAAAUCAUGAUGGUUGUACCCCAGAAUCCAUUUACAUGGGGAAGUAGUGGGGAUGUGGAACUUAAUACUAAAGUGAUAGCUGCAGGAUUUACAGACACUUCUGGCAAUGAAAUAUCUGUCUCAAAUAUUCCAACAGGGAAAAAGCCAAAAUUUAUUAUCUUAAAAAAUCAGGCAACAGUCUACAACAUGACUAAUAGUCUAAUUAAUAGUACAGACUACGCCCCACAAGAAGGUUUAACAUUUGCAUCAGUAGUUGUGGAGAAAGGAUCUGCAAAGAAGGUUGUUAUAGAUACAUCUGACGGGUACGGAGGUUCUGCUCUACAUUUACAGAUACGAUUUGUUGUGGUUGCUAAUCCUAGUGCCACAACCAAUGCCACAGGAGUUAUUAAGACAUUUUUAGGAAAAAACUAUGAAGCUACAAGGUCCAGCUAUGAGACCACGAAAGAGAUCAAAGUAGAACAUAUGGCCACUCAAGCAGAUCAUAGACUGUAUACACUGUUUGUAGAUCAUAGUGAAUUUGACACUGAUGCAUCCUAUGCUGUGACUGUGUACAAUGACGAUCCUAAUUAUGAUGUCAACAUCAGUGCUGCCAUCUACUACUCCACAUGUCAAUUCUUUGAUACAUCAGCUAACUCGUGGGAUACAAAUGGAUGCUCACCUACUGAUGAGUCAAUCGAAAAGUAUGCUGUGUGUGAAUGCGAGCACUUAACACCAUUUGGAGGAGGAAUGUUGGCUCCACCAAACACUCUGAGCUUUGCUGACUUAGUGAAUCUUGAUUUGGUGAACAAUCCGGUCGUGUUUGUGACAUGUUCUUUGAUAUUUGUGGUGUAUGUGAUAGCAGUAAUUAUCUGUCGUCGACUAGAUCGCAGUAACCUUGAAAGAAUAUCUUCUAUACCCUUAUGUGGUAAAGAUGGAUCCUUUAAAUAUGAAGUGACUGUAGUCACGGGUAGACAACCUGGUGCAGGAACUACUGCAAAUGUUGGUCUCAGAUUGUACGGAGAAUAUGGGAGAACAAAUUCUAAACAACUUGAUAAAAAGUGGGCAUUUCAAAGAAACUGUCAGGACACAUUUAUCAUGGCACAUGACACAAACCUUGGAAAUAUUGAAAAGUUGAUGAUUUGGCAUGACAACUCUGGACUGGAUCCUAGCUGGUACCUCAUUCAAGUUAUAGUCAAAGAUUUGCAGACGGACCAUAAAUAUUACUUCUUUGCUAAUUUCUGGAUGUCACUAGAAAUAGAAAAAGGUUUUAUCCAGAAAGAAUUAUUAGCUGCAGGAUCUUCAGAAAUUCAGAAAUUUGGCAGAAUGUUUGGCAGAGCUGUUUCUAACUGCAUGGCAGAUCGUCAUUUAUGGUAUUCUGUCAUUGAUCGACCAGCUAUGAGCAGGUUUACACGUGUCCAGCGAGCUACCUGUGUCGUGACUAUUCUUUACACAUUCAUGGCAAUCAAUGCUAUCUGGUAUGGACUGUUGAAACAAGAGGAUAAUGGAAAUGUAUCAUCCUUUGGCUGGGAAGAAGUAGUUCUAUCUCUUGUUACCAAUGUAAUAGCCUUCCCAUUCACUCUCAUAAUCAUCUGGAUGUUUAAGAGAAGUAAAUCUAAGAAUAACAUAUUUGAGCCAGCACAGAGAGUAGGAACAGCCCAGACUAUUGAGAUAGACUAUGAUCCUAACUUGGCUGGUUCCUUCAAAACCAAUGAUGAAUUAAUUUCAUACUAUGACAGAGAAAGUACAACAGACUCAUUAGUGGAAUCAAGUAUGACCCACAACCAUCUAAGGAGAAGUAGAACAUUGAAGAUGACAAGACAAGCCACAGAUGAUAGUCUUACUAAAGCUGUGAACUCCAUUGACAGUGGUAUCGGAAGUAUGGGAGCUAGUACAGAAAGCAAGUUAAAGAGAACCAACAAUCCAACUUUAUGGUCUAAAACAGAAGUAGGUCAUAAAGAUGAAACAUACAUUACCAAGACUGAAAACAAUACAGACAAAAAAGAGGAGAUGAAGGAGGUAGCUGAUGGAAUUCUUCAGUAUUUAGAUGAUGUUGAGUCUGAAUGUAUGACUAAAGAACAAUCUGUUAUACAGAAACGUAACAGUAUGGGAGGAGGAGGAGGAAAAUCAACACUCAAAAGAACGGGUACAAAGAAAAAUGAAUGGAAAGAAAUAGAUGAUAUCCUUAAUUCAGACAAUGAAGGAAAACAAUCAAGAUCUCGUCCAUUACGUAAGAAGGAUUCUACCAGUACCAUUGGUUCUUAUGGUAAACCUGGAUCAUCACAGUCAGGCAAGGGAUAUAACCCAAGGGAAGACCCUACAAUUAAUGGACAAGACAGAAAACUGCCCUCUGCAGGAAGUACUUUCAUGUGGGCCAAUAAACUGAGAGCCUCUAGUUCAAUGGACUCUACUACAAUCCAAGGUACUUCCAUGCCUGCAGUAGAAGGAAUUGGUCCAUUAGAACCAGACAUGGGACUAGCCCAGCAGUCCAGUGAAGGAUUGGAUCGAGAAGAUCUUCUAUUACUAGAAAAGCGUGAAGAUUCUAAGAGUUGUACAUUACCUGCCUGGUUUGUCUAUGUUGCUUAUGUGAUCUGCUUUGUACUGUGUGUCACCUCAGUCAUCAUGGUUAUCUUGUACGGACAGACAUUUGGAGCAGAUAUAGCACUGCAAUGGAUAUUGGCAUUACUGUUCUGUAUUGCUAUGUCAUUCAUUAUUAUAGAACCAUUAAAGGCAUUAGUAAUAGCAUUCUAUGCAUCAAGUGUACUGAAGAAAGAAGAUACAAUUGACGAUGAUGCUAUAGAUAUACAACCAACAGUGGAUACAUCUAAUGAAACAGUCAAGGAAAACAAGUUUACACCACUAGCAGGGUUUGCCCUAUUGAAUGCCAAAGAAGAAGGUCACAAGAUACUGAGAAUGAGACUGAUGCUCAGACAGUUUACAGCAUACAUAUUCUACCUCUGGUUGGUGAUGACACUGUGCUAUGUCAACUUCAGUUAUGAUACAUAUCUUUUCAAGACAUCGGUUGAUAACUCCAUAAUUCAGCCAACAAUACCUGGUACAGAGAAAUCAUUUGUUAACAUGAGUAAUGUUGAUGAUUUCUGGGCAUGGAGCCAGUCUGUACUGGUUUCUGGUUUACAUCAUAGAGAGCUGUAUACAGAUUUAGAAUUCGGAACACUACUUGGAGUGGCACGUAUGAGACUUGUCAGAAGUGUUGAAGAACCAUGUCCUGCAACAGAACACCCACUACACUCUGGUCUGGACAGCCUUACUAACAGGACAUGUUGGGGUAACUAUGGUUACAAUGAAGAUGAAAUUAACUAUAGUGAAGGAUGGAAUUAUUCACAGAAUUUGUCAUGGAGAUAUUCUACUGGUUCCCAAACAGGAAGUAAAACUCGCUAUGGUUAUGUAUAUACGUAUGGCGGAGGAGGGUAUGUCCAGCAACUAGGGACAACAUACAAUGAUACUCUUACAAAAUUACAAGACUUACAGGCUAAAAAUUGGAUUGAUGAAAAAACAAGAGCAAUAUUUAUAGAUUUUACCAUGUAUAGUGCUGCCAAUGAUCUAACCACUGUUGUCAACUUAAUGAUAGAGUUCCCACUUACAGGUGGUUUGAACACUUCCUCAGAUAUACAGAGUCAAAUAUUACUUAGAUUUGUACAAGAGGUUGUGGAUCCAUUAAUGGUCUGCCAGUGUAUCCUGUUCUUAGUGAAUAUCUACCUUGUUUGCCAUAUUUUCAAUGCAAUCAAAGACCACAGAAAGGAAUAUUUCACCCAUCCCUGGAACUGGUUUGAGAUGCUGACUACACUUAUGGCCAUUGUUAUCAAUGGAUUAUAUAUUGGUUGUGUGGCAGAGGCUUCCAGUACCUUCAACGACUACUUUAACAACAAAAAUGGCUUCACUAAUUUCGAGGCUAUCUCUGAUACACAUGUUGCUAUGAGAUAUAUUCAAGGCAUUCUUAUAUUCUGCCUUAUGAUAAAGGUUGUGAAACAGUUAAGAUUUGUCAAAUUCCUAUAUGUGUACGAGAGAACAUUGAGUGAUGCCUGUGGUAAGCUGGCUGGAAUAGCUGUCAUCUUUAUCAUCCUUUUCUGUACAUUUGCCAUGGCAGGAUACCUGUGGUAUGGAAGAUCUAUAGAUGGUUUUGAGACAUACUGGCACACGUUGACCUCUCUCACAGGAAUGUUACAUGGACAUUAUUCAUUCUGGAAGUUAAUGGAUCACCAACCAAUCUUCUCUCAUUUCUUCUUAUACUUCUAUUAUGCCUUCUGCUAUGGAAUUACCAUGGCAUUAAUAAUAUCUGUCCUGACCAAUACAUACAAAACAACCAAAGGUCAGAUGUACUUUAAAGCUACCAUGGAUAUGCAAGAUUAUGAGAUGGUAGAGUUUAUGAUGAAGAGAUUUAAACUAUGGGCAGGGUUAGAUAAACCUAAACAGGGAAUAAGAAGAGUACACUUUGACAGAAGACAGUUUUCUGCAUCUAGUAGAUCUAGUCGUCCAUCUAGCAGAGAUUCUAACUUGAGUUACGAUCCAUUUGAAACCAAUCCAAGAACAACCAUCAAAGCUGCUGAUCGUUUGGAGGCCACAUGGGAAGAUGCUUUGUGUACACUGGAAAGAGUUUGUGGACUUGAUGAGAAAGAGGAACAGAUGGUUAAAACAACACAAAAGAAUAUUGAUGAAUGGAAAUUUCAAAACAGAAUAAAAAACUAUGAAAAAGAACUUCAGAGUUGGUCAGAUAAGCCACCAAAAGGUGCUCCAAGUGCAGUUCGUGCUUCAAAAAUUCCAAGAAGGACAUCAACAACAGGAAGUGAAGCAGGCAAUUCAAAGAGAGGCUUAGGCACUCCAGAUUCAAGGACUACAGGUGUGAGAAGUCGGCCACUGAGUGAUCAAGGUGGACGAGCUCAAUCACAGCCAAAAAGAACUAAUUCAAGAGAACGUUUUUCCAUAUACAACUUAAUUAAGAGUGCAAAACCUUCUAAGGAUGCUUGGAAUGAAUAACAAAAAGUGUUCGAUACAUAUGUUGUGUUCAUUUAUUAGACUUGAAGUGUAAUAGGGUCCUCAUUCCUCAGGUUGAGGGUAAGCCUCCCAACAAGAAUGAGUUCCAAAUUAUCCCAGACUGAAAAAAGCAUUUUUUUAAAACUAGGUGCUUGUUUGUAUUAUUCCACAUAAAAGAGGAGACAUUGACUUGUUUAUUUGUGAUAUCUGGAACUGUGAUAGAGGCUAUUGUUGUUAUUUAGUUUUGUUAUGCCUUAUUUAAACAUUUGUGCCUCAAUUUAGAAAGGGCAGAAUAGUUUAUGCAAAAAGUGCCAAGUUGUUUAAAUAUAGUAUUUAAUUAUUUGUAUAGAAGAGAGUAGUUUAGUUUGAACCAUUUCAUGAACUAAUUUAUUUUCCCAGCUCACAUAACUUUGAUACAUGAAUUUAGUUUUUACAUUGAUCUAUUUACUAUUGAAAUUUAUUUUGCCUUUUUAUAGAUUUGCAUUCAUGUAUUUUACCUUACUAUAACUGCUGAAUAAAUUGCCUUCUUUUAAGAAAAUAUACACAACAUUCUAAAAAGUGUCUUAGAGUGUUAAAUGAUUAAAAGUGGGGAAAAAAAUGAAUUACCGGUAUCUAAGUGCCUUUUAUUCUGAAGUAUAAGGUUAUUUUCUGGUGCUUUGAGUAUCAUUUGCAUGUUUCUGAUAUAUCUUUAUUUUUAUUAUAGAAUAACUGAUUUGCAUUAUUUUGUUUAUUUAUAAAAUAAAGUUAAAAGAAUAUCAUCUUGAAAAUUCAGUUUAGCAUUUUAAGCUUCAAUUUAUGUACAGAUUACCAAAAACUUCUUAAAACGGAGGCAUUAGUGUAUUAAAUGUAUGUUUUUAAAAAGCUGACUAUUUAUGUUACUAUUUUUAGAAUAAUCCCAUGUGCUAUUUAUUGUACUAGUGCUAUACCCUUGUAAAUAUGUAUCUAUAGUGUAUACUGCCAUUGACAAUCAGGUUUGCGGUGGGUUUUGGAAAUCUUUUGUAAUCAUAUUUCGUUAACUUUUAUAAAUUUUAUACAAAUAGUAGUAAUAUUGACCAAUCAAAAUAUCUCUUUUAAUUUAGUUGUCCUGUCUUUUUGUUUGGAAGGGUAAAUUGUCAGUGCAUUAAGUAUCAUUUUACAUGUGUAAUUUUAGUGAUAUUUAGUAGUUGAAUAUUAAACCACUAAAGAAAUAAACCUAUUCACAUUCUGAUUUUUAAAUAUAAAUAUUUAUGAUUAUUUCGAUGAAUGGACCAUAACAUUCUAGGUUUAAACAUGUACAAAUAGUAAAUCACAAAUUUUUGUUUUGCAUUUUCUCUUCAAAGGUUAUAAGUGUCACAGGACACAGUAUAAACAUCUUAUUGCAGCAUGCAUAAGAUCAUUUUUUUGCAUGCAAUCAUAAUCUCACACUUUGUUAUGUUAUUACUUGCAUGUUUUUCAAUAUAAAUUAUGAUCAGGAAAUAUAUACUUGGCUAGGUUAGUUUUACCUGAUAAAGAUUUGAGCUACAAAACUAUUUUUUUAUUAUGAAAUGAUUUAAUAUAAUUAAACAUGUACAAUGUGAUUAAACAUGUACAAUGUAAUUACUAGCAGCUGAAAUGAUGUAAUUAAAGCUGCUUUUUUUAUAUCCACCAAUCAACAGUUAUUACUGUUAAAUGAUUCUUUUGUUAUUCAUUUAUUGUAUCAUUCCGUCCAACCAAUAGUGCUCAGGACUUUUGUUAUUGCAUGCAAGUUAUGUUUACUGUGCCAACAUGACAACAGUUAAUAUAUGAAUAAUUAUACAGAAAUAUAAUCAAACUUCAGUAGCUUGAAUGCCUGGAAAUUUGAACUGAAUAGGAUUUUUUGAAUUACCUGUACUAAAAAUAAUAAUGUAUAAAUACAAGAGGAUUAAAACAGUGUUUCAUGUCAUUUGAUUCUAGGUACCUUGUUACCUUUUUUUGUAAAUUUGGUGCAGGCUGGUCUAUUUUUAUUUCUCCUUUUUCUUUUUCAUUGUUGUACACAUAAUUUUUGAAAUAAUUAUGGCAAGCGAUGCUUCCUUUUGGAAAUAUUAUUUUGUUUUCAACCUAUAGUUUUAAAUGUGGACUUUCUGUCCUCAUCAAGAAAUUUCUCUAAUUUUUGUGAAGUUUAUCAGUAGAAUUGACUUUAACAUCUAGAAUAACAUACUUUUAUAUUAUUAUUAUUUAAGGAGUAAUUCUGAAAUGACACUUUAGUCUAAUAUCUCAGAUACUUUAAAGAAAAUGAAAUUAAAAAUCCCUGAAAUGCAGCAGUUUUGUGAUGCAGACAUGGAUUGAGAAUCAAACAUUUAUUUAAUGGCCUAAAGUAACCAAAAUGUUACUGUUUACAACAAAUAAAAUCAAUCAUUCUAAUCUAUAUUAUUAUUAUUUUUUUAAAUAUUAACAACUAUUAUGUGGAAUCUCAUACUUUAACAGAAAAUGGAGAUAGAAAAUCUUGACUCAUUUUUCCUUGACUUACAAAAAGGGCGAUUUGUAUUUAAAAUCAGAUAUUAAAAUAUACAAUUCAUUUUAAUAACAAUUAAGAAAUUCUGAAUUAUUCUCUGAUUGCCACUUUUCUAAAUCAAAUUUACCAAGCCUGAAAUUUAAUAUUGCUACAAAAAAACAGUCUGGACUGAAAAAUAAUGUUCAUGAAAAAAAGCUAUUCAGAAAACUAGUUUGCCAUUCAGCCAUUCAGAAACUAGUUUGCCAUUCAGCUAUUCAGAUGAUGGUGAUACAAAAUUGAAAUGUUCACAAUUUCCAGGGAAUAUUUUAUUUAUUUAUUUAUUUAUUUUUUGGCUGAUAAUCAAUUAUUUUAUUAUGGAAAAUUGAAAUGAAGUUACUUGAGAAAAAAUUCAGGAGUUUCAGUCAGAUACUGAAUACUGUUAAUGAUUUUGUUGACAUGUUAACAUUUCAUGUGUUAAUGAUUUUGUUUACAUGUAAACAUACCAUGUGUUAAUGAUUUUGUUUACAUGUUAACAUUUCAUGUGUUAUCUUGUUAGAUUUAUUUUUGUUUUCGUUGUUACAAAGUCUGUAUAUAACAUGAUAAAAAAGAGUGAUUUAUUUUUAGGUGUAAAAUUUAUUCAUUUUUGUUUUUGGAAUCUUCUAUUUUACAAAAAAUCAUCAUGACGAGUGUUAAUAAAGCUAGUCGCUUUAUGACUGAUUAAAGUUUAAUUGUUA